GGCGUGAGGUGUUUGCAAGUGAGGAGUCAGGAGUGAGGGGAAAGUUGUCAAGUUUCAUGGAAUUCUAUCCUUUGUGUAAAUGUCCUGCUAUAUCCAUGGUCUUAACCUGUAAAUUUGUUUGGUUUUCCUUGCAACAAUACCCUUCACAAAUAAUGGCAUAAACUACAUUAAAAGUAAUUCUAUGGCUGCUCAUUUUAAUAAUCAAAAAGAUAAUUAUCAAGCUGGGAAUAGUCCAGAGGAAAGCUUUACAUCAUCUGUGUUAACAAGGUCUAGAAGCAAAAUCUUAGCAUCUCAGGAAUCUGAUGCUUCUGGUGAAUCAAAUUAUAGCUGUCAUUCUAAUGCAACAGUAUUAAAUUUACCAACUUCUUCAAAGAGGAAACAACCCAAAAGACAAGACGUCUGUGAGAAAAGACUAAAAUCUAAGCGUAGUGCAGAUAAAAAUUCAAAUUUAGAAUACAAAACUGUUGACUGUACAAACAUGAAUAACAACUCAUCUUCAGUACGUAACAAUGAAAGCUCCUGUGAUGAUGCUAAUAGCACAGCAGAUGUAUCUCGUGAGAUUUUGCAUAUAUCUUCACAAGUAGAUGUUGGCAAUGUUCCUCCAGUAGCAGCAUCACAAUCUGAAUGUAGCUUCAGUAAUUUAAGUCAUAGUCAUAAUUCAGAAAUUCUGCCAUGUGCAAUUAUGUGUUCAAGUAUUAGUCCAGACUCAUCAAUGGUGGAAGAAAAUUCAUUAAAUUUACCAUGUAGAUCUUUUGUGAGUUAUUCCGAAAUAGCAGAAGCCCAAGCAGAAGUUUUUCAGUGUGAAACUUUAUUGAACAAUGCAAGUCAGACUAUUGAUGUAGGAGCACACAACUUGGAGUUUCUUGAUGUUGCUUAUCCUUGUGCAAAGUCAAAUGAUAAGAAUUACAAAAGACAGUCUUCCCUGAGAAAUUUAACUAGUGAAGAACUGGGAGAGUCUUCAUUGAAUUCUAAAGCUAGCACAUCAAAACCAGACAGUAGGAAGAUUUCUAUUAAAGUACCAAAGCUAGAGCGUGCAAAAUCGAGUAGGACUGCAUCCAACUCGGUUGUAAAUAUUAACAAUUGUGAUAGUGCAGAACAAUCUACGUGUAAUUCUAGUACAAAUAGUGGUCUGAAAUCUGGUCUGAGAUCAGCACUCCGAUUAGAAGCUAAAACUCUCCGAUUAGAUGCUAAAGCAAAAAAUGAUGCUGAAUCAAUUAGUAGCUCAAAAUUGACCAAAACAACGAAAGGGCACAAAACUGGUGACACCAAUAAAAAACGUCAAAAACAAGUUCCUUCAAGUGAGAAAAGUGGUGGUGAAUCAGUGUCGGAGCAGAUGGAAACCUGUGGAGCUCCAGAAAAUAAGAAAGAAAGUGUUGCCAGCAAUACAGUAGACUUUAUGUCUAAUCUUAGAGUUCCUGUAAUAUCUGAAAUGAGCUUCCUUUCUGAUUCAGGUGCAUCGUCAUCGAGUGCUGGUGAAGGUUUUACAACCAGUACCCCCAGUAGAGAAAAUGUGUCAAGUGAAAGUGAAUUAGGUAGGUUACAAGCACUUUUAGAAGCUAGAGGAAUACCUCUUCAUAUAUUUGGCUCUUUAGGACACAGGGUUCAACAUCUUUUCAAUAGAUCAUUGGGAAGCAGUUCAAACAGCCGUGCACAACAGUUGCUUCAGGGGCUUCAAGCUGCGGGAGAUGAAGGUAGGCAAUUACAAGCUGUAAUAGAAAUGUGUCAGCUCUUAGUCAUGGGCAAUGAAGAUACUUUAAUUGGCUUUCCAUUCAAACAAGUUGUUCCAGUGUUGAUUGAUCUUUUGUCUAUGGAACAUAAUUUUGAAAUAAUGCACAACGCAUGCCGUGCUUUGACAUAUUUAAUGGAGGCAUUACCUCGGUCUUCAUCAGCUGUUGUAGAAGCAGUACCAGCUUUUUUAAACAAGCUCCAAUUUAUCCAAUGCAUGGAUGUUGCUGAGCAGGCUCUCACAGCUUUAGAAAUGCUAUCCAAAUGGCACAGUAAAUCAAUUUUGCAUGCUAAAGGAAUUGCAGUUUGCUUGAUGUAUUUGGAUUUCUUUUCGAUUAAUGCACAGCGAACUGCUCUUUCAAUCACAGCUAACUGCUGUCAAAAUAUUUUGCAUGAUGAGUUUAGUCUAGUCCAAGAAUCACUUCCUCUCUUAAGUGGUUGGCUUCGACAUCAAGAUGAAAAAUCUGUGGAAAGCAUUUGUCUUGCAUUUUCCCGGCUUGUGGACUGCCUUCAAUAUGAUUCCAAAUGUUUGAAAGAAAUUGCGAGUAAUGAUCUGAUACACAAUAUUCAGCAACUUUUGGUUAUAUUUCCUACUGUAAUAAGUACACAAACAUUUACAUCUAUCAUCAGAAUGUUAGCAUUAAUGUGUGCUUCAUGCUCUGAGCUUGCUGUUCUACUGUUGAAGCAUAAUAUUUCUAAUACAAUUUGCUAUUUAUUGACUGGCACUUCAGAUUAUUCGCAUGACUUUGAGUUAUCAUCAAGAACACCUCAAGAGCUAUAUGAAAUAUCAUACCUAAUAUGUGAGCUCAUGCCUCCUUUGCCAAAUGAUGGAAUAUAUAGCAUUAAUUCUAUGUUUAUGAGAUCAAAAAACAAAUAUAAAGAAAUAGUUGUGUGGAAGUGGAGAGAUGAUGAUGGUGUAUGGCAUUUAUAUCAAUUGGGAGACUCCAGAGCUAUAGAGACUGCCUAUCAAGCUGGUAAAAAUUCUUUUGUCAUUUCAGUUAAUGAAGAAUCUUCAACUAUAGAUUUCAAUACAAUGGAACUGGUUAACUCUUCUUCAAAUACAAAACGGCCAGUACUUCGCUUAUUAACUCAUGCUCUUGAAGUUGGUAUAGUAUCAGAUGCAUCAAGUAAUUUAAACCCGAAAAUCGAACCAUUCAAAAAUGAUGCCGAAUUGGUUAAUUCAUGUAUUAAGUCUUUAUUUCCUGUUUUAUAUGAAGUUUAUUCUAGUACUGCUGGUCCCACUGUGAGAUAUAAUUGUUUGCGUUCAAUGCUUCGCAUGCUUCAUUUUGCUCCUCCUGAAAUUUUGUCUCAGGUUUUAAAAAGCCAAAUGAUAUCUAGGCAUAUUGCUGCAAUGCUUGCUUCUUCUGAUUACAAAGUAGUGGUUCUGACCAUUCAAAUGGCAGAAAUUCUCAUGUUGAAGCUUCCUGAUGUUUUUGGAGUAUCUUUUAUUAGAGAAGGUGUUUUGCAUGAAAUAAAGCUACUGUCAAGUAAAGAUUUGCAAACAAAGCAGCAAGAAACAUCUGUGGAGGAAAAUUCUAUUUAUAAUCCUACCCUUUAUGAUUCAUCUGAAUUUCUAUCUGGUAGAACGGUCAGUUUAUCAGAAGGCAGACGUUUGCCUAUUCAUUUUGUGCCUGUUGAAGAAGCUUCAUCUUCAAGCACCAGCAUUCGAUCUGAUGAAGGAGCUCAUAAUUGCAUAUCAAUUAAGGUAGGUGAUUAUAUUAAGAAAAAACGCUUGACCUCUUCUAAUAAUUCAGCCAAAGAAACUUGUGUUGGCCAGAGUUCCAUUUCAUCUUAUAAAUUAGACUUCAAUUUAAAGAUUAAUACAUGGAUAAAGGAGCAAGCACAAAGUUUUGAAUCUAAGCACUUUAGUAUUGAAAAGCUUCAUUCCACCCACCCAGCUGUCAACGUAUUAAAUCAGUUGUCUUCUGCUGUUAUCAAGUUGGAUGCUUCUGAUGGAGGUUUACAAGCUCUAUUUAACAUUAGAACUUUAAUUAUGGAAAGUGAUAUUUCAACAUUUGAACUCAUUCACAGUGGUCUCAUUAAGAAACUUCGUCUUUAUUUAACUUCUUGUGAAGGAAAUAAUGAGCUUGAACAUCAUUUGAGAUCAUUUCUUCAUGUAUUUAUUGGAAGCCCAUUGAGCAAGUACGAAACUAUUGAAAAACUUAAUUCUUCAUCCCUAUCAAUUUUUAUUAACAAACUAAAUGCCUGUAUUAGUCAUCUUGAACAGUUUGCUGUAAAAGUGCAUGAUCAUCCUUCCUAUGGCUUUGUUAGUAGAAGAGGAACAAGCUAUAAGUACUUGAAUGCUCAUCAACUGAAGUGCACUUUCCAAAGACAUCCAGAUUGUUCAACCUUAAGACAGUGGCGUGGGGGUCCUGUUAUGGUGGAUCCUUUAGCGUUGAUUCAGAGUAUUGAUAGAUACUUAGUCAACCAUGGCUAUGGUGUUGUUAUAGAAGAUGAUGAUGAUGAUGAUGAAGAGGAUGAGGAUGAAGAAGAUGAAAGUGAUCCAAGUGAUGAAGAUAAUUCGGAUGAAGAGAUCGAUGAUCUUGCUAGUGCAAUAAGAAUUCAUCAGGAAGAAGUUUCUCAUAAGUUACAACUUUUGAUUGGAGAUAACGUUCUUCCUUACAACUUAACUGUAUAUCAAGCUUUGCGACAGUUUAGUAAUGCAGAAAGUAGGCCCUCCGAUGGACAAGAGUUGGAUGGAGAAGAUUCUGUAGCAUCAACUACCAUUUGGGAUAGAACACAUGUUAUUUUAUAUCGUCCCAUUCCUGCUGAGACAAAUGACAACAAUGCUACUGGUGAAGUGAAAUCAAGCUUGCAUGCACAAAAUAAAGCUGACAAGAAGAAAAGAACUUCUGAUUGUUCUACUAGUUCUCACGGAAACACACCUGAUAAAAAUAGUAAAGUGAGUAAAGGAAAUCGUGAUGAAAACUUGAAUGAUGUAAGCUGUAACGAGACUAAUUUCCUCACAGUUAUCUCGAAUUUUUCAGAAUCUAAUGCAAUACAGGAUCCCUCAAUUGAAGUUAUUUAUUUACUCAGGGUUAUACAUGCUUUAAACAGCCAUUGGGGUUCACUAUAUUUAAUGAAUAGUUGGGAACCAGCUGUUCAUCAAGCAGAUUUCAUCAAUGUUAAAUUGACUUUAAAAGCUAAUCGCCAACUUCAAGAUGUUCUGGCUGUAAUGACAGGCAAUGUUCCUGCUUGGUUAUCUCAUGUUGUUCGUGAUUUUCCUUUCCUGUUUCCUUUUCAGACCAGGUAUUUAUUAUUCUAUGUUAUAUCAUUUGAUCGAGAACGUGCCCUGCAAAGACUUUUGGAUGUUUUCCCUGAAAUGCGAAAUUCGGAGAAAAUUGUUCCUAAGCUUGACCGUAAAAAGAAAACAGUUUCUAGGGAUAGCAUUUUAAAACAGGCUGAAGCUGUGUUGCAAGAUGUUGGGAAAUCCAAAGCUAUGCUUGAAAUUCAGUAUAAAAAUGAGGUCGGAACGGGUCUUGGACCCACUUUAGAGUUUUAUGCUUUAGUUUCAAAAGAACUUCAAAGAGCCGAGCUUGAAAUGUGGAGAGGAGAAAAGGUAGCUGUUCAAAACGGAAAAGGAUCAGUAGUAAAUUAUGUAUAUAAUUGUGCUGGUCUUUUCCCUGUUCCCCUUCCUCUAAAUGUUAAAUCUAGCACUUUAACCAAAGUUUGCAACAAAUUCAGAUUAUUGGGAAAUGUUUUGGCAAAAGCAAUAAUGGACUUUCGAUUAUUAGAUAUUCCAUUAAGUCUUGCCUUCUAUAAAUGGAUGCUAAAUAAAGAAAAUGAUUUGUCCCUUGCUGAUUUAAUGUUCAUCGAUGAAAGUUUUGCCCAAACAGUUUUCAAAUUAGAGCAGAUAGUCAUCCAAAAGAAGAAACUUGAAAAUAAUAAGUCCCUUAGUGCAAUUGACUUGAAAAGUGCCUUGGAAAAUUUAAGUCUCGAUGGUUGUUCUUUGGAAGAUUUGAGUUUAGAUUUUACACUUCCUGGAUAUCCUCACAUAGAAAUGAAAAAAUCUGGAAAAGAUAAUUUGGUUACGAUUCACAACCUAGAAGAAUAUCUUAAGCUUCUUAAACAUUGGAUAAUGAAAGAAGGAAUAUCGAGGCAAAUGAAAGCUUUUCAAGAAGGUUUUGAAUCUGUCUUUCCUCUGAGUAAUCUAAAGAUAUUUUAUGCAGAUGAAAUGGAACUUCUGUUUUGUGGAAGCAAGUAUGUUCCAUGGGAUGUGAAAAGUCUUAAAGAGUGUUGUCGACCAGAUCAUGGUUUUACAUUUGACAGUCCAGCGAUCAAAUUUUUCUUUAGCAUUUUGUCCACAUACGAUCAAGAACAACAAAGAAAGUUUUUGCAAUUUCUUACUGGGUCACCUCGUUUGCCUGUAGGUGGUCUCAAAGCUCUAUCCCCAUUGCUCACUAUAGUUAAGAAAACUUCGGAUGAUGAUGCAAAUCGAGACUGUUACCUACCGUCUGUGAUGACUUGUGUUAAUUAUUUAAAACUUCCCGAUUAUUCCAGCCUUGAAAUUAUGCGAGCAAAACUUGAAAUUGCUAUCAAUGAAGGCCAGAAUUCUUUCCAUUUGUCUUGAAAUUUUGCGUGUAAAGUUACAUUUCUGUUAAAUGUGCAUUUUGUUUUUAUGUUGUCUAAGUGUAAACAAAUUUAGCACUGUAAGAAUAUAAAAACACAAAUGGUUUUCUCUUAUUUAUCUACCUCAAAUGGGGAAUAUUUCUUAUUGAAAGAUGUAAUAUUAUUGAAACAUUUUGAUGUCCAAUGUAACCAAGUUUUACGAUUUUUAUAUAAUGUUUUUGAAUGUAAUUUUCAUGGCCUGCUUUGAUUUUUAAAUUUCAUCAGCAAUUUAGUUUCUGUCGGAAAUAAUCGAAAGUUACAACUACUAUUUAUGCAUUCCUUUCUCCUUCCCCAGUAGUUUUAUUGCUUUUCCAUUUAAAAUUGUUUUUAAGUUCUAUUGUGUUAGUAAGUUUGGUAUUUCUUGUUAUUUGCAGUGAGAUAUUUAAAAGCAUUUGUCAAUGUUAUUGUGUUACAUUGAUCCAUUGUGUUUAGUUAUUUCUUUUCUUCUCUCAUCUCUUUUUUGUAUUGUUUAAAACUAAGCAAAAUAAAAAUGCCAAAUAUUUA
This is a messenger RNA of Uloborus diversus, 6837 nucleotides long. RefSeq names its product E3 ubiquitin-protein ligase TRIP12-like. The transcript has 2 exons. Gene Ontology annotation, biological process: protein polyubiquitination; DNA damage response; proteasome-mediated ubiquitin-dependent protein catabolic process. The record is from RefSeq and is a predicted model, not a curated record. Gene Ontology annotation, molecular function: zinc ion binding; ubiquitin protein ligase activity. Bases 182 to 6295 code for a protein of 2037 amino acids. NCBI's taxonomy places the organism in Eukaryota, Metazoa, Arthropoda, Arachnida, Araneae, Uloboridae. Gene Ontology annotation, cellular component: nuclear speck.